ACGUCGGUAAACAGAGAAAUCAUUUUCAUUUCUUUAUUCAUAUAAUUUACUAUUUUCAUUUUUAUUUUUGUUCUGUAAGUAACUAUUUUCACAUUGCUUGACUGAUAAAAAUCAGAAAUAAGCGGGCAUUCGCUUGGGAAUUUUCAUGACCGUCUCACCCCUACGGAGGACCGAGGAUUCAGCUAGUAGCGUUUCGCUCUAGUUCGGUUUUGAACUCAAGGCACUGAAACAUCUGCGCAAGCUGGCCAGUGCGUUCGGUCUUUCGGUGUUCCAUGGCAUAGAAUCCAGCUAUCGACCUGGGAGUUCUCAACCGCAGACAGGAUGAACUGGAGCCAAUAGUAACACAGAAAGAUCUCCUUUGACAAACUUAACAACGGAUGGUGCCAUCGACAACGAGCAUCUGUGCUGAAAGUCCUCGCUGCCCCGGCCGGACUAGCGUAUUUAUGAGAUGAGAUCCGUGAUCCCUCCACGUAGAAGUACGUAGUACUUCACCUCCUGUACAUGUUUGCAGCUGCAGAGCCCCCCACACGCACGCACGGGACCAGCCCGCCCCAGGGUGAAGGAAAGGACCAUGCAACAUGGCGAGUAGGCGUAGUGUACUGUGCUGCUCUACUGCUCUGCUACACCAAACACACACAUCUGCAAAGAUCAAAACGCUCGCGAAGGUGACGCUAAUGAUGGAGAUGUCGAUGCCACGAGGAGGAGGAGGAGGAGGAGAAGGUGUAGUGAUGGUGUAAUUGCCGGAUGCUGGUGCAUCCGAUGAAUUAACCAGAGUGCGUUGCCGUUUGCAUUCUUGCAGAGUUUGGUCUCGCUUAACGCGCGCUUUUGAGAGGUAAAACGUAAGGGUGGCUGCGUUGGCCGGCCGCGCGCGCGCGUCAUGGAGGCGUCUCUUGUUCUGCUCUGCCUCUGCGUCUUUCUUGCGAGCGGCGGAGAAGGGAGGUCGCCGGCGGGCACGGUCCUCCCGCUGCAGGUGCGGGUGCAGGAGGUGGAGUUGGAGGCGCCGGCGGCGAACAGGCUCCGGUUCCGGCACAAUGUGAGCCUGACGGUGCCGGUGGCCGUCGGCACGCCACCGCAGAACGUGACGAUGGUGCUCGACACCGGCAGCGAGCUCUCGUGGCUGCUCUGCAACGGGAGCUACGCGCCGCCGCUGACCCCGGCGUUCAACGCGUCGGGUUCUUCCUCGUACGGCGCGGUCCCCUGCCCGUCGACGGCGUGCGAGUGGCGCGGCCGCGACCUCCCCGUCCCGCCGUUCUGUGACACGCCGCCGUCGAACGCCUGCCGCGUCUCCCUCUCCUACGCCGACGCCUCCUCGGCCGACGGGGUCCUCGCCACCGACACCUUCCUCCUCACUGGCGGCGCCCCGCCCGUGGCCGUGGGCGCCUACUUCGGUUGCAUCACUUCCUACUCGUCGACCACCGCCACCAACAGCAACGGCACCGGCACGGACGUCUCGGAGGCGGCGACCGGCCUCCUCGGCAUGAACCGGGGCACCCUCUCCUUCGUGACGCAGACGGGCACCCGUCGCUUCGCCUACUGCAUCGCCCCAGGCGAGGGCCCCGGCGUCCUCCUCCUCGGCGACGACGGCGGCGUGGCUCCGCCGCUCAACUACACGCCGCUGAUCGAGAUCUCCCAGCCGCUGCCGUACUUCGACCGGGUGGCAUACUCCGUGCAGCUGGAGGGCAUCCGCGUCGGCUGCGCGCUGCUCCCCAUCCCAAAGUCCGUGCUCACGCCGGACCACACCGGCGCCGGGCAGACAAUGGUGGACUCCGGCACGCAGUUCACCUUCCUCCUCGCCGACGCCUACGCGGCGCUCAAGGCCGAGUUCACGAGCCAGGCGCGCCUGCUCCUGGCCCCGCUGGGAGAGCCAGGGUUCGUGUUCCAGGGCGCGUUCGACGCGUGCUUCCGCGGGCCGGAGGCCCGGGUGGCGGCGGCGAGCGGCCUCCUCCCGGAGGUGGGCCUCGUACUCCGCGGCGCGGAGGUGGCCGUGUCCGGGGAGAAGCUCCUGUACAUGGUGCCAGGCGAGCGGCGCGGCGAGGGGGGCGCGGAGGCGGUGUGGUGCCUGACGUUCGGCAACUCGGACAUGGCCGGCAUGUCGGCGUACGUGAUCGGGCACCACCACCAGCAGAACGUGUGGGUGGAGUACGACCUCCAGAACGGCCGCGUCGGCUUCGCGCCAGCGCGCUGCGACCUUGCCACCCAGCGCCUCGGCGCCGGCGCGUAGGCUUUACAGUACUAAUCGAUGCGUCGUCCAUGGCGAGAACUCGCCGUGGCCAAGUAAGAGUGUAGAGGCCUAGUAUUAGAGAUGGUCUCUCCGAUCACCUGCUGUGCUUCACAUCACUGCUGGCGUGUGUAGUAGUGUACGGAGUAGUUAAAGGGUGUGUUUAUGUCGAAACUAGAUUUCGGCAAUAAUAAAAGGGGGUGGCUAUCAAGCUGGAAAAGUGUAUGAGUUUGGAGACAAAGGAUUUAUACAGGUUCAGGCCUUCUUAUUCAA
Messenger RNA from Oryza sativa Japonica Group (Japanese rice), 2491 nucleotides. Its product is annotated as aspartic proteinase PCS1. Gene Ontology annotation, molecular function: aspartic-type endopeptidase activity. Lineage: Eukaryota; Viridiplantae; Streptophyta; Magnoliopsida; Poales; Poaceae. The record is from RefSeq and is a predicted model, not a curated record. Gene Ontology annotation, biological process: proteolysis.